AGAUGUCGCAAGAUGCCAACUGCACGGACUGUCUGCCCUGGGGGGGGUCCGGGGAUGGCGGGGUGGGGUCCCACCGGCCCUCUGCCGGGGUCACCACGGCGCUGGCCACGGUGCUGAUCUUCACCAUAGUGGUGGACAUCCUGGGCAACGUCCUGGUCAUCACCUCGGUCUUCAGGAAUAGGAAACUGAGAAACCCAGGCAACAUCUUUGUCGUCAGUCUGUCUGUAGCUGACCUUGUUGUGGCAGUGUACCCUUAUCCUCUCAUCCUAGUUGCCAUUUUCCACGAUGGAUGGACACUUGGUGAUAUUCACUGCCAGAUUAGUGGAUUCCUGAUGGGUCUGAGUGUCAUUGGAUCAGUUUUCAACAUCACAGCGAUUGCAAUCAACAGAUACUGCUACAUCUGCCACAGCUUCAAGUAUGAUAAGCUGUACAACCACAAAAAGACAAUCUGCUACCUGUGUUUAACCUGGAUUUUAACCAUUCUCGCAAUCGUGCCAAACUUUUUCGUGGGAUCGUUGAAGUAUGACCAACGUGUAUAUUCCUGCACCUUCGCCCAAACUGUGAGCUCGUAUUACACAAUAGCCGUGGUUGUCAUUCACUUUCUGGUCCCCAUUGCCGUGGUGACGUACUGUUAUCUGAGAAUCUGGGUUUUGGUCAUCCAGGUAAAGCGACGCGUUAAACCGGAGGAAGCAAGGCUGAAACCAAGUGAUUUCCGAAAUUUCCUCACUAUGUUUGUAGUCUUUGUGCUUUUUGCAGUGUGCUGGGGACCUCUAAACUUUAUUGGCUUAGCUGUGGCCAUAAAUCCUCUGGCAGUUGCACCAAAAAUCCCAGAAUGGUUGUUCAUUAUGAGCUAUUUUAUGGCGUAUUUCAAUAGCUGCCUUAAUGCAGUCAUCUACGGUCUCCUCAAUCAAAACUUCAGAAACGAAUACAAGAGAAUACUGCUGUCACUGUGGUCUCCAAGGCUGUUUUUCAUGGAUCUAUCAAAGGUCGGAACAGAGGGAGUGAAGAGCAAACCUUCACCUGCGGCAACAAAUAAUAACCAAGCAGAAGUGGAUGUGUAAACCAGUGCUUGAAAAUACACCUGUUGUGACUGAAUAUCAUUAUCAAUU
Messenger RNA from Callorhinchus milii (elephant shark), 1109 nucleotides. RefSeq names its product melatonin receptor type 1B. The transcript has 2 exons. Bases 3 to 1061 code for a protein of 352 amino acids. Gene Ontology annotation, molecular function: melatonin receptor activity. The record is from RefSeq and is a predicted model, not a curated record. NCBI's taxonomy places the organism in Eukaryota, Metazoa, Chordata, Chondrichthyes, Chimaeriformes, Callorhinchidae. Gene Ontology annotation, cellular component: membrane. Gene Ontology annotation, biological process: G protein-coupled receptor signaling pathway.